ACUUCGGUAAGGACAGUUCAGAAGUUGACGUGCUAAUAUCAUUUCACACCACCAACCACCUCAUAAUGAAAACUUCACCAAAACCCACCACAAGCUUCUACAAAACCCAUUGAAAAAUUGUGUUUCUUUCUAUAUUCACCUUAAAAUCUAUUAUUUACAAGGCCGAAUUCGCCUGAUCUUUAAUCAUUUCUAAAGUUCAAACGGAUUUUGCUUCGUCCUUUGGUAAAUUUUACUUAUUUCAUUCAAAGUGGGCUUUGUUCAACCUUUUUUUCCGUUUCCGCCGAUAUUCAGUUUACUGACUCUGUAACUACUUACAACGCCAAACUGCAUACGGUUAAGAGUAACCAAGUCUACUUUUAGACCCUUUCCCCAAAAAAAAAAGGAAUAAAAAAGGAGAAAGGUAAUUUUCUGCCUUCUUCCAUUACAACUACUUCCUCUCAUUCUUUUUCAAUUCCUCCCCUAAUCUCUAUUUGUUUUUUCUCUUGUUUUAUUUUUCUUCUCCAUCAUGAGGUUUCGUUGUGCUACCCCUUCCUUAAUCUUGCUACUUGUAGCCAUUGUAUUUUUCGUCCUGUCCAUCUGUACCGCUCCGCUGUCCAAGAAGAUUGGUCUUUCCAAAUAUGACGAUGUUCUUUUAGGUACCUUUGGAUACUGCAAGGGCGACCACUGUAGCAAAACUAUGGUUGGCUAUAAGAUGGACUAUUUAAACGACAAUGUCUCUUCCGGUUUCCGUACCUCCACUGAAGUUCGUCAAAGAGCUUCUUACGGUCUCGUGUUGAUUCCAGUCGCUGCUUGCAUUUGCGCUUUUGCCACAAUCUUGCUAUUGUUUGCCCAUAUCGGUCGUAUCUCCCGUUCCCCUGGCUUUUUCAAUUUUGUCGCCAGUGUUAUCUUCUUUAAUGUUUUCAUUACCGCUAUCGCCUUCGUCAUUUGUGUUAUUACUUUUGUUCCUCACAUUCAAUGGCUCUCGUGGCUUGUGCUUGCAAAUGCCGGAAUUCAAUUGAUUGUUCUUUUCUUGUUGUUGAUUGCCCGUAGACAGGCCGUCAAAGCCCAAGCCAAGCAUAUUCGCCGUUCUCAUGCCGACAGCAUGGCUUACAAUCCUUACUCCCUUCAAAACAACAGCAACCUCUUCUCUACUUCCUCUCGUACCGGUGACCUUCCCAAGUUUGCUGAUUACAGCAUGGAGAAACCUGCCUACGACUCACUUCCUGAUUACGAUGGACUAUCUCACAAACGGGGUGAUUCCGUUACAAAGUUGAAGCCUACGGUAAGCGGUGACAGCCGUUCGUUGUCCUCCUACGCUCCUGAACCUGCUUCACAAUCAUCUGGAUUCAGAUUUCCUUUUAUGCGUAACAGCAGCAAACAAAAUGCUCCUGAAAAUCCAUUUAAAGAUCCUGAAAAUCCUUUCAAGGACCCACCUCCAAAUCCCUGGUCUAUCGAAGACAUCAAGCCUCCAAAGUAAUGAUCUCCUUUAACAUACAUGUCUGAAAUAUAUGCUCGAUGAGUCUUUACUUUGCCUUCGAGCUAUGACAAUGAUUUUUUUAUUUCGUACUUUUUAUCUUUAUCUUUUUUACAUUUAAGUCAUCGGUUUUGUUAUUUUGUGGUUUGUUAUUUAUAUACUUAAAUGGGGUGUUGUCUCUAUAUAUUCUUAGAAGCGAAAUGUGUUCUUUCGUGAUUUGUUGUUGAUUUUUUUAUUAAUUCCUAUUUUAUGAAUUUUUAUUUUUUCCUGUAAUAUUAUCACUUGAGUUUCAUAUGAAUUGUUACUUUUUUUUAAAGCUCACUACAAUGACAGUACUGGAAUCGUCCAUAAAAUUAUGUGGUUGUGCGUAUUUAAAUAGAGUACAAAAGUUUAGAUCGUAAUAUAUUAAUGUAUAACGUUC
Schizosaccharomyces octosporus yFS286 is the source of this 1874-nucleotide messenger RNA. RefSeq lists its product as uncharacterized. The transcript has a single exon. NCBI's taxonomy places the organism in Eukaryota, Fungi, Ascomycota, Schizosaccharomycetes, Schizosaccharomycetales, Schizosaccharomycetaceae. Gene Ontology annotation, cellular component: growing cell tip; plasma membrane; cell division site. The coding region runs from base 506 to 1456 and encodes 316 amino acids. The record is from RefSeq and is a predicted model, not a curated record.